AUGAAAAGUCAUGAUUGUCAUGUGUUUAUGGAGUGUUUACUUCCAUUUGCAUUUAGUUCAUUGCCUGAUCUUGUAUGGAAACCACUUACAGAGUUAAGUCAAUUCUUUAAGGGAUUAUGCAGCAAUACCUUAAGAAAAGAUGAAUUGAUUAAAUUAGGUGAUAACAUUCCAGUCAUCAUAUGCAAACUUGAAAGAAUAUUUCCACCAGGAUUCUUUGAUUCUAUGGAGCAUCUUCCAAUUCACCUUCCCUAUGAGGCACAACUUGGUGGUCCUGUACAAUAUCGAUGGAUGUAUCCAUUUGAAAGAAUGAUGGGAGAUUUUAAGCGGUCAGUGAAGAAUAAGGCUAGAGUGGAAGGCUCAAUAUGUAUGUCGUAUUUACACCGAGAGACAACAUAUUUUUGUUCCCACUAUUUCAAAACGGCCACCUUAUUUGCCACAAGCAAACAUAAUGAAGCGUUAGGACUGAACGAUGAUGUAGUGCCAACAUUGUCAAUAAGCAACCCUCUUGGACGUCCUAGUGGAAAAUCCCAAAUACAUUGGUUGACUGAUGCUGAAUGGAGAUCUGCUCAUGUACACAUUCUCAUUAAUUGCAAUGAGGUUAAGCCAUAUAUUAAUAUUUUCUUGCAAAAUAAGUCCAUCAAUGAAGAGGAUCCUUCAGCUUCAACUCUUAUACAUGGAGAAUUCCCAGAAUGGUUUCGAGAGUAUGCCACUAAUGAGGGAAAUGGUGUGACAGACAAAAAACUAAUAUCAUUAGCUUGGGGUCCUGAAUCAAAUGCCAUGAGUUGGCACAAAUACUUCAUUAAUGGGUACAAAUUCCACACACAAGCAUGGAGUCAAGGUAAAAAGACCAUAAAUAGUGGGGUUUAUGUGAAGGGGAUUACAGAAGGUGGGGAAGAUGAUUUCUAUGGAGUCAUUAAACAUAUCUUUGAGUUGGAGUAUCAUGAAUUAUCUCACAAAGUAGCCUUGUUUUACUGUCAAUGGUUUGAUCCAAAACGAGGUAGAGGAACAAAAGUUCAUCCUCAUUAUGAUAUUGUAGAUAUCAAGAUGAACAAAAAAUAUGAUCGUUAUGAUCCAUUCAUAAUUGCACAAAAGGCCAAACAAGUGUAUUAUGUACCUUACCCAGAAAUGCGUGUAGACAAACGUGGUUGGUGUGCAGUGAUAAAGACAAAGCCCAGAGGUCGUAUAGAGGUUGUUGACAUUGAUGAUGAUACACCCUAUCAAGAUGAAGAGAUGGCUCACGUUGAACAGAUAACUGAAAUUGAAGAUAUAACCGGCUUGCACGAUGAAACACAUAGUGAUGAAGAAGUUGAUGUUACAUUAAUUUCUAGCAUGCAAAUUAAUGCUAGUGCAGAUAAUGAUUAUAGGGAAGAUAAUAAUAUCGAUGAUGAAGUUACUAACACCAUAUUAUCCAUAUCUUCAACACAUUCCAAAAGUGAGUUGAAGAAAAUAGCUAGAGCAACUUGUUUUGCAAUUCAAGAUUAA
Lathyrus sativus (Indian pea) is the source of this 1482-nucleotide messenger RNA. Lineage: Eukaryota; Viridiplantae; Streptophyta; Magnoliopsida; Fabales; Fabaceae. The record is from the annotation of a GenBank genome assembly.